Ostertagia ostertagi is the source of this 501-nucleotide messenger RNA. NCBI's taxonomy places the organism in Eukaryota, Metazoa, Nematoda, Chromadorea, Rhabditida, Trichostrongylidae. The record is from the annotation of a GenBank genome assembly.
AUGUCCAAGCAUCAAAUCGAGCUGUUGUUCAUCGCCGGUUUUGGAUCCAGCCUGCUGUUUGGAACAGUGAUCGGAUCGUUCGCCGAUAAGUUUGGUCGUCGGAAUAAUUGUGUGAUCUACGGGAUACUGUAUGGAUGCUCUUGCAUCACGAAACAUUUUGCCAGCAUAGAAAUACUUGAUGGAAUUGCCACCAGCAUCCUGUACUCGGCCUUUGAAAGCUGGCUCGUCUACGAACACAACAAGCGAGGCUUCUCCGAGAACCUCCUCGGCACGAUUUUCUCCCAUGCAGCGUUGGGGAACUCGUUGAUCGCCAUUCUGUCUGGGGUCGCCGCACAGUUUGCCGCCGAUGCCUAUGGAUUCGCACCAUUCGACUUGUCGCUGAUGGUCCUGGCAGUGAUGAGUUUAUUCAUACUGAAAACGUGGCCCGAAAAUUACGGCGAUGAAAAGGCUCCUCUACGAGACACAUUCCUCAAAGCAAUUCGGACAAUAAGAACAGGUGGG